GCCCAAAAGGGCCCAUUAGAAAGCGUACAGGGUAAACGUGGGCCUAGGCCCUAGACCCAUUUAGUUCUAUAUCAAAGAUGAUAAGCACCGUCUCUCUCGGCGUCUCGUAUAAAAAAAUCUCAUUUGCUUUCUACAAAAACACUCCCAAAAAUCUCUCCCUUGAAUCUCUUCUACACACUACAAAUCCAACAACUGAAACUAACUCAGAGCAAAAGCUUGAUUUGAUUUUGAUACGAUGGCGAGCAUUAGCAACGAGCCAGAGCGUGAGCACAGAGACGAAGAAGAGACUGGAGCCAACGAAGAUGAAGACACCGGUGCUCAGGUUGCUCCAAUCGUCAGGCUUGAAGAAGUCGCCGUCACCACCGGUGAAGAAGACGAAGACACCAUCCUCGAUCUGAAAUCGAAGUUGUAUCGAUUCGAUAAAGAUGGAAGUCAGUGGAAGGAGAGAGGUGCUGGUACUGUUAAGUUCUUAAAACAUAGAGUUUCUGGGAAGAUUCGUCUUGUUAUGAGGCAAUCGAAAACUUUGAAGAUCUGUGCUAAUCAUCUUGUUGGAUCGGGUAUGAGUGUUCAGGAACAUGCUGGGAAUGAUAAGUCUUGUGUUUGGCACGCUCGUGAUUUCUCCGAUGGAGAAUUGAAAGAUGAGCUAUUCUGUAUCCGUUUUGCUUCAGUUGAGAACUGCAAAGCUUUUAUGCAAAAGUUCAAAGAAGUAGCUGAAUCUGAAGAAGAGAAAGAAGAGAGCAAAGACGCCUCUGAUACCGCUAGUCUUCUUGAGAAGUUAACAGUGGAAGAGAAGAAAACCGAGGAGAAACCAGCGGAGAAAGCAGAGGAAAAGGAGGAAAACAAGAAGAGUGAAGCUGUUGACGAAAAGAAAACAGAGGAGUCUGUUACCUCAACUUAAGAUGCAUGCAUGGAUACACACACAUACGGCCAGGUAAUCGAUAGCAUGAUGAUGUGUUUUAAAUCCAUCGAAGGAAGACUUGGCUUUUAUUUUAAAUUGAUACAUGUUUUGAGUCGUGUUUAGAGUCUAUAUGUUAGUGUCACAAAAGUGUCACAGGUGACAUUUGCAUAUUGCGAGAUUGAUUUUCGGGGUUGUUUGGGUUUUUUCAUUAUCUGGAAAAAGAGUAUAUUUUGAGUUAUCUUAUGAUUUUGUUGAAAACAGUGUGGAGUCAAGAGGUGGUUCCAUUUUGAUUUUACAAAAAUUUGUAUGCAGAGUGGAUGAUUCGUGUGUUUUUUUUUAUUUCAAAACAAGUCGUCUUACUUUGCAUCA
This is a messenger RNA of Arabidopsis lyrata subsp. lyrata, 1267 nucleotides long. RefSeq names its product ran-binding protein 1 homolog b. The record is from RefSeq and is a predicted model, not a curated record. The transcript is spliced from 4 exons. NCBI's taxonomy places the organism in Eukaryota, Viridiplantae, Streptophyta, Magnoliopsida, Brassicales, Brassicaceae. Gene Ontology annotation, molecular function: GTPase activator activity. Bases 236 to 898 code for a protein of 220 amino acids. Gene Ontology annotation, cellular component: nuclear pore; cytoplasm. Gene Ontology annotation, biological process: nucleocytoplasmic transport.